Malaya genurostris is the source of this 6841-nucleotide messenger RNA. RefSeq names its product phosphatidylinositol 4-phosphate 3-kinase C2 domain-containing subunit beta (gene Pi3K68D). Gene Ontology annotation, biological process: cell migration; phosphatidylinositol-mediated signaling; phosphatidylinositol 3-kinase/protein kinase B signal transduction. The record is from RefSeq and is a predicted model, not a curated record. Bases 460 to 6141 code for a protein of 1893 amino acids. The transcript is spliced from 12 exons. Lineage: Eukaryota; Metazoa; Arthropoda; Insecta; Diptera; Culicidae. Gene Ontology annotation, cellular component: phosphatidylinositol 3-kinase complex; plasma membrane; cytoplasm. Gene Ontology annotation, molecular function: phosphatidylinositol binding; 1-phosphatidylinositol-3-kinase activity; 1-phosphatidylinositol-4-phosphate 3-kinase activity.
AAUAGCAGCUAACAGACAAUCUGUCAAUAUAAUCACAGAGUGGUAAUUUUUUUUUCGGAAAACGUUGAAAAAUGCAGUUUUUUGCUGUAAAACACACGGAAUCUUUAUGAAACGUUGUGAAUAUACCAUAUUAAGCUUAUCGUGUCCACUUGAGUUGCAAUGCUGGAAGAUUUUUUAUUCUGUAUCACUUCUGUUCCGAAUAAUAUGUGUGUUGGUGUUCCGCCCUGUACCCCCUGCUGACGAUGAUGUGCAUGAUGGAGAAAAAUGUUCUUAUAGAAUGAUGGAACAAGUAAGCCGGUUAGCAAGAGGCAACAGCGGCAAGGAGACAAGGCUAUCAAUUUAUUAUUUUGCGUACCAAAAGUGAAGAAGAAAUAUUGGAAGUUGUGUGUGGGAUAGAACUCAUAUAGAGAGCGUAGUUGGUGGAAAUAAUCUGCCUAAAGAAGAAACGUGUACUAAAUCAUGGCCAACCGAAACGAGACCGACCUGGAACAACAAUUUCUGGCUGAUCUUGAAAAGGCCAAAGCAUUAAGCUUGGAAACGUUGGAAUUGGAAAAAAUUCGUAAACUGCGUUAUUCGCACCCAGAUCGUUCGGUUUAUUCCGAAGCAAAAACACUAGAAGAGUAUAAAAACUAUAUUCAGCGGAAAGCUCAGCUUCAUCAGGGAGUAACUCAUACGAAUAAAAAUAUAUCAGCUCCUUCGGCACCCCAGCGUAAUAACCUAGAAUUGCGUCCUGCUGCUACAGGGGCUCAUGAAUCUGGUGGAAAGGAUGAGGCCGAUUUAAUUUCGUUCAACGCUCCUCCACAGCCUCCAAAUCCACAGGACGAAGCGCACAAUAAUCUCAAGGAGCUUGUCGACCAAAUGCAUCGUUUGAAUACGCACAAUAGUUCAUUUGAGCAUAGUUUCAAGACUCAACGUAGUAUGAGCAUGUCAUCAGCAACUGCAUUCGGUGCUUAUAGUGCAACAUAUCUCCAGCAACAGGUGGCGCAGAAUUACAAUCCAGCAACAAUGCAGCUUGUACCAUACACACAACCCACAACGAAACCGAAAGUGCUUACUCCAGAUGAAUUAAAUCGUUUGUAUAACAUGCCAACGUAUGGUACUGUGCCGGUUGGACCACAUCAGCCGGGGUUCGUUCCACAGCCUCAAUACCCGGUCGUGAAAUAUCCUCAAUAUCCAGCAACAUAUACGGCCAAUGCUCAAAGCGUUGUCGGGCCUACCUCGAGUAUCAUUUCUCAACCGAUCGCAACACCCGUUCUUCCGCCGACGGGUGGUUUCAUUCCGCAUACAUCAAUAAGUGCUACUACCUCAGUGAUAUCUCAAACACCACCGGUAGUAAAUCCGGAAUCUGCCCUGGUUCCUAUUCCAAAGCCAGUCAGUUCCAAACUUGGACUCGGUAAUCGCACGACAUCACAGUCGCAUAAGUCAUUUCCGCCUGCCAUUCCGGGACCAUCGAAUGGAAAUCUUUUCGCGCGAAAUUCAACCGGUAGUAGCGACGGUCCCACGGCUAGCAUCUCGAACAAUAAUGAAGUGACUCUGCGCCCGAAAAGUGAUCCAACACGACUAGGCGACAACCUAAUCGAUUUGGGAUUCGAGGACAGCUCGCGGGUUUCCGUACUGGAGGCGUUUGAUCCGUUACUGUGUGGCAAUCGGAGCAGCUCCGGAAGUGAUGAUAAAGAUGAAACUGGCUCUACCUACUACGAGGACUACGAUCCGUUCGACUACAUCUACAGCGGAGGGACGCAGUACUCGGAUCCAGUCUACGACGCCGUUAACCGAUCGGACAAGACUCCCCUGUCACCGAACAGUAUCGGAUCUGGAGCUCCACCGUCCAUCGGGUGGAACGUUUCAAGUGCAUACGGUUUCGGAGAACCGGAUCAAGACAUCGAUCCUCCACCACCGCUGCCGCCACGAAACACCGAAUUGUAUCAGUCGAUGACCGGUGAUGGAGGCACCAUCUCCGGCAACUAUGAAAUCAUGCAGCGGAGAAUCGUGGAGAGACCAUCAUUCCCAACCAAAUUGUACGAGAAUGUGGUCAUCAGGAAAAGUUACGACAAGGAGCUGAUUGCGUUCUACAACAUGGUUAAACAGGUGCGAGCACAAUAUCGCUACGAUCAGCCGCAGACCAACGUCGGUCACGUGGUGGCAUCCGAAUUCGACAAUCACUACCCGGAGGGAACCAGCAUCAAAAUGCUUGUCCAUCCGUCGUUGGAUUGUUUCCAAUCGUAUGAUAGCAGUAAUAAGGGUCAGAUCGAUGGCUAUGGUCCUCCGAUUCCAUUUACCUGUGAUAUUGCAACCUCGGUAGAGCACGUGAUCGCUCAGGUUUUCUACGCGCUCGAAGGGCAGGUGUUGAAUGGCGUCAGCGAUUAUACGCUGAAGGCGAUCGGUAUUCAGGAGAUCCUUGGAACGCGAUCCAGAUUGAAUCAGUUAGAAUGUGUGCACAACAGUAUCAAGUUGGAACACGACGUCCAGCUCGGUUUUAUACCGAAGACGCCUAGAAUCAUGCAGAGCAUUGCACGAACCGUUCAGGAUGAUGUACGCGAUGCGGAAAUCAAGCUCGAACAUAUUCUGCCCAAAGAACCCACAUCGGCGAUCAGUUACGAUGAUUUGAUGAUUCUGCUGGAGACUCUGGAAGCGGAGAUCGAAAAGUUACAGUCCACGGUCGAUGAUAACAGUCCCCACACGAUUUUGAGUUGUUCUGGGGUUAUUCAGGCAGUGAAAGCAAUCUGCAAUAUGCUCGGUACGAUUGACACGUUGGAUAUAACCAAAUCAAUAGAUGAUUUGAAAUUGUGUUGUGACACCGGGCAAACGGUUUACAGUUACAAUGAUUCAUCGGAAUACAGUAACGGAAGCUUAAGUAUAUUGUCGGAGAGUGGGGAUUAUGCCGAGGUGAAAUUGCGCCCAAGAACGAUCAGUCAACAGAUUCGGUACCGAUGUAAUGAAGUUCGGAACGCCAUCCAGAGUCUGUUGGAAAUUUAUUCGCACGCUUUCCGUGUCAAUUUCUGCGUUAAUGUUCAGGAAUGGAAUACUGCUCCUAUUGCUAUUUGCAAUAUUUCACAGUGCGUGAUGGUGAAUGUGAUGUGUCUACACCGGCCACCCAUUCAUUGGCGUCACGAUGAGUAUAAUUUAGGUGUACAGAUUUAUCACGGUGCACGGUAUAUUAGCGAAGCGGUUGUGACGUACUGUUCCAAUGAAAUCAGUGGGAUUUAUCCCAGGUUGAAGUUCAAUUCGUGGAUUAUGUUUCGGAAUCAGGUUUGUACUUUGCCCAGAGAAUCAAGACUAAUCUUUGUGUUGUAUGGAGUUACGCGAGAACCAGUAGAAGGAGACAAGCAGGAGGGUGCUUCGAACUCCGACGGGCCUGCCCAAGAAGGUAGGGUUACAAAGGUCGAACUAGGCUGGUCGUCAAUUCAAUUCUUUGAUUUCGAACGGAAAAUGAUUCAAGGAUCGUACUUGCUGUCUCUAUGGCCACCGACAGCAGAGAAAUAUUUUGGGCCAGCUCCCGCAAAAGGAACCCACCCGUUGGGAACCGCUUACCCAAUAUUGGGUAUUGAAAUUCCAAGCUAUGGGGGAUCGGUAGUUUUUCCUGAACCAAUUAAAAACCUUCCACAAUGGGCAAAACUCGACUUCAACAGUUUGGAUCGCAACUUACAGCAAGAGCUAAUCGAUACCGCCGAACAGGGUUACUCUGCGGAUAAGCUGGAGAAGCGCGAGGUCCUUUGGGAGAAGCGUCACUAUCUGCACACAUUGCCUCAUGCCUUACCGAAGAUAUUACACGCAGCUCACAGUUGGGAUUAUGCUUGCAUUGCUGAUCAUCACGCCUUACUGAAAUCCUGGUCGAGUCUAACUCCGGUUCAGGCAUUGGAAUUACUUUUACCACGUUAUCCUGAUCUGGAGGUUCGGCGACAAGCCGUUGAAUGGAUUUCACUCAUGCCAAAUGACCAAUUUGGAGAUUUCCUUCCACAAUUGUUACAAGCCUUAAAACAUGACACAUACGAAGCAUCACCAUUAGCGAAUCUACUGCUACAGAAAGCACUGGAAUCGCCCCGAAUAGCUCAUCACAUGUACUGGCUGCUACUUCACAGUUUACCCGGCGAAGCUCCUCAGAACAUGAUCGAAAUGGGUCAGCUAGAUGAAACGCUCGUCAUUCAAGCUCGCUAUCAUCGGAGAAAUCAGUUGAUGUUGCGAGCUCUGAUGGCAACCUGCGGUGAGAAGCUAACCGCACGCUUCCUUUCCCAGAACAUGAUGUGCAAAAUGCUUGGGGAGGUUGCUCAAAGCGUUAAACUGGCCAAAGAAUCCCAUCGACUGCAGAUGCUCAAACAAGGGCUGGAAUCGGUCAAUCAAAUAUUGAUUGACAAUCCAACCGUUCUGCCACUGGGACCAGGGAAUGAGGUCACCGGUGUGGUUGUCCGUAGCUGUAAUUACUUUAACUCGAAUACCCUUCCGCUGAAAAUUAAUUUUAUGGGCCCUGACAAGGUAAUAGUACCCGCUAUCUUCAAGAGUGGUGAUGAUCUACAGCAGGACAUGUUAACUAUUCAGAUGGUUCGGAUAAUGGAUAAGUUAUGGCUUCGCGAAGGUCUCGAUUUAAAGAUGGUCACUUUUAACUGUGUUCCCACCAGCUACAAAAAAGGAAUGAUAGAAAUGGUAUCGGAUUCGGAAACGCUACGAAAAAUACAGGUCGAAUGGGGUCUGACCGGGUCCUUCAAAGACAAAUCGAUCGCCGAGUGGCUAGCCAAGCAGAACCCUAGUCAAUUAGAGUAUCAACGGGCUGUGGAGAAUUUUACGCGUUCUUGUGCUGGCUACUCGGUGGCCACCUACAUUCUUGGUAUUUGUGAUAGGCAUAAUGACAACAUUAUGCUCAAAACUUCCGGACAUUUGUUCCAUAUAGAUUUCGGCAAAUUCCUAGGCGAUGCACAAAUGUUUGGUAAUUUUAAGAGAGAUCGUACUCCUUUCGUCCUCACGUCGGACAUGGCGUUUGUGAUAAACGGUAGCGAAAGGCCCUCGGCAAAGUUUCACAAAUUUGUGGAUCUCUGUUGCACUGCAUUUAAUAUUGUACGUAAGCAUGGUGAUCUGAUACUGCACAUGUUUGCCCUGAUGACAACGUCCGGUAUUCCGGGAGUGACGGUAGAAGCGGUCAACUAUGUCCGGAACGCUCUGCUACCCGGACAGUCAAAUCCGGAGGCGGCCGCUUCGUUUGCGAAAAUGAUUCACAUCUCCCUGAAAUCCUGGUUCACGCAAUUCAAUUUUUUCCUGCAUAACAUUGCACAGAUGAAGUUUUCCACCGAGAACGAUGACGGGGAACUGCUGAGCUUCGUGCCAAGGGUAUACACCAUGGCCCAGGACGGACGUCUGAAGUCAGUCACCGUGCAUGGUUACCAGAAGCGGUACGAUCUGGAAAAGUAUUACACCUACAUCCUGAAGGUGACCCGUCAAAACCAGCCGGACCCGGCCUACCUCUUCCGAUCCUACAAGGAAUUCUGCGAGUUCCAUCAGAAGCUCUGUAUUCAUUUCCCACUGGCCAAACUUCACAGCUUACCAUCCGGGAUUCACGUUGGCCGAUCGAACGUAAAAACAGUAGCCGAGCGUCGUCUUCCAGAAAUUCGUCAGUUUUUAAUUUCCCUGUUCAAUGCGGCGGACGAAAUUGCACAUUCCGAUUUAGUUUAUACGUUCUUCCAUCCUUUGCUUCGCGAUCAACAGGAAGCCGAUAUCCAUGCGGCCAAAGUGAAAGGUCAUCGAGCAAUUGUCGACGAGUACCAGCAGCCCCGCGGUGAGAUUAAGUUCUCGUUGCAGUACCAUAGGGACACGUUGAUUGUGAUGAUACAGCAUGCUCGAUCGUUGCCAGCCACACCGAACAAUCCGGAACCGAACACCUACGUGAAGGUGUAUCUGCGACCCGACCAGUCCAAGGCCACCAAGCGUAAAACCAAGGUGGUGCGGAAAAACUGUAAUCCUAGUUUUAUGGAAACUCUCGAAUAUCGAUUGCCGCUGGAAUUCAUUCACAAGAAAACGCUGGAGGUGACGGUGUGGUCCCACGAUUCACUGCAGGAAAAUGCAUUCCUUGGGGGCUAUCGGUUGGUACUGGCGGAGCUGGAUUUGCGGCACGAAAUCAACGAGUGGUUCCCACUGAGCUAUCUGCCACGGACGUAGCCGUAGUAGUUACUGAUCGUAUUAGAAAUUUGAAACGUUCUACACAAAUUUUAUUGCAUUGCUACAUAUUUUUCUGUUUUACAAGAUACGACCGAUCAUGUAUUUUCGUAUAUAUUUUUUUAUCAUUUACAAAAGUGUUAAAUUAAGGUUCCUAACCUUCUGCGCAACGUCGCAAAGAGCGAAUUAAACAAAAAAAAAGUAUAUUUUCUUGCUACUGCUACACAAGCUAUUGAAACGUAUUAUCAUUACUGCUAACACUUAACACAGAGGGUUGUAUUAUUAUAUUCUUCUGGGAAUCGUUCCCUGGUUUCUAACUUGUAAUAAUAACAUUGAUCAAAUCAAUUGAAUACAAAUAGUAUGCUUAAAAAGUUGGUACACGUUAUUGUCAAUGUUCGAUAAUUGUGAUAGCAAAGAAUAGAUUCGUAAAGCACACGAUCAGUAGGGCCAGUACGACGAGCCAACCGGAAUAGCAUCGAGUGUUGCCGGAUGUUUUGCAUGCAUUGCCACAGAGCUUUAUGUGUUUAUGGUAUUGUUGUUUGGCGAUGUUUCCGGGUACGGAUACUCUUCCAGGAUUAUUAUAUACUUAUUUGAAAAUUGUAUUUAUUUAGUGGAUGAUCAAAUCACAGAAAAAAGGGGAAAUGGUACAACGUUUACCUGAGAAAUAUAUCAGCAUUUCAUAUUGCGAAAAUCUUGUAGGGAA